ACACACACACACACACACAAAUUAUGGUAGUAAAAAGGUAGACUUGGUUUCAGCGUCAUUUCUAAGAUUCUCUCUCAUCUCUACCAAAACAUAUCUAUCUGCUGGUCCAUCUGCGUUCUGAAACCUAUUGCUUCUCUGCGCCUUUUCAUCAAACAGGAGCAAUGAUCAAACUAUUUAAAGUAAAGGAGAAGCAGAGAGAACUUGGUGAAAAUGCAAAUGGGAAGCCACCAGUCAAGAAGCAAAGUGCUGGGGAAUUACGUCUCCACAAAGAUAUAAGUGAACUCAACCUACACAAAACAUGUACCAUAUCAUUCCCUAAUGGGAAGGAUGACUUGAUGAACUUUGAGGUUACAAUUCGUCCGGAUGAAGGAUAUUAUUUAGGUGGCAUAUUUGUAUUCUCAUUCCAAGUUUCUCCUAUCUAUCCCCACGAGGCACCAAAAGUCAAGUGCAAGACAAAGGUUUACCAUCCUAAUAUCGAUUUGGAAGGAAAUGUAUGUCUUAACAUUCUUCGAGAAGACUGGAAACCUGUCCUAAAUAUAAAUACCAUUAUUUAUGGCCUGUAUCAUCUAUUCACGGAACCCAAUCAUGAGGAUCCCCUCAAUCCAGAUGCAGCUGCGGUGUUGAGGGAUAACCCCAAGAUGUUUGAAUCCAACGUGAGGAGAGCAAUGGCUGGUGGGUAUGUGGGACAGACUUUCUUCGCUCGAUGCAUAUAGCAUCUGAAGGCAGCAUCAAGUGUUCACUUAGUUAAAACUGGUGAUGCUUAAGGUCAGAGUUUGUACAUUUGGAUGCAAGAUCAUCUUGUCUAUCUGCAGUACAGAUGAUUGGGUUACAAAUAUCUUUGAAUUUAUGUAACUGGCAAGUGCCUGAAAAUGUUUGUAUGCUGUUAUAACCUUAUGUUUGUUUGUUUUGAUGAAAUAAUUAUGUCAAACUGAAUUUUAGGCAUCUGCUUUGAGGAAGUCUAUGAUCUUUGCUGUUGAUUCAA
Molecule: messenger RNA, 982 nt
Organism: Cornus florida
Lineage: Eukaryota; Viridiplantae; Streptophyta; Magnoliopsida; Cornales; Cornaceae
Product: NEDD8-conjugating enzyme Ubc12-like
Exons: 6
Coding region: 162-713 (183 amino acids)
Biological process (GO): protein neddylation
Cellular component (GO): nucleus
Molecular function (GO): NEDD8 transferase activity
Source: RefSeq, a predicted model, not a curated record